AUGUCUAUAAUAGCAUUAGACACACGACCCAAGAAGAUAUUUGCCAUCGUGUGGGCCCUUCUGGAGAUAUUUCUGUUCGCUGGACUUUUCUUCGGAUGGGGUACACUAGUUUUCAUACUCAAGGAGGACGGCGUAUACGGUGAUCUUUGUGAUAUUGAGGCAAAUGAACCAGGGGACAAGAUGGCAGAGUUCGGAAUCGGAACCGACACAAAUAUGACCUCAUAUAGUGCCCCUGCUUUCGUUGAAUAUGACGCCUUAAGUAAAAAUGUUACAGCAGAAUUACAGAAUAACGACACAAACGCACAUAGCAUCAAAGGGUUUAGGAGAGAAAUUGGAUGUCCGGACCAAGACAAGAAAUUCAAUUUGGGUUUUACGAUUGUCAGUGGUCUCUGGCCGUUCUUCUUCGGCAUAUUAGGACAACUCGGUCACAAGAAAGGAACUCGCUUCCUCAGAAUCAGUAGUAUAUUAAGUUUCACUUCCGGUUCGUUUUUUGUUGCCUUUACAACACCAGAACUGCCCUGGCUGGCCUUCAUCGGACUGUUCCUGUACGGAAUAUCAGGAUGUAGCCUUUUAUUUUCUAAUUUACAGUUGUCCUACCUGUUCGAGAACGGGCGUUCAAUAGUGAGUAGUUUAAUGACUGGAUCGUUUGAUUCUUCUAUCGCCACUCAGCUGUAUAUCAAGAUUGGGUAUGACAACGGCAUCAAAAGACAACAUUGUUACAUUUUUAUCGCUUGCUUACAUUUAGUCGCGUUCAUCAGCACGUUUCUAUGGCUCCCAAAGUUUUACAUCCAACUUCCUGAGAUUAAAGAUGAAACCAUUUUCGUCGGGUCUAACGGAGAGGAGACAACGAACGAAAACGAGAAGGAAAUGCAAAAGAUAGAUUUAGCAGACAGAAAUGGUGUGGAAAAUGACCGCACAAAAAUGGAAGAGCAAGAUGAUGUGACCGUUCCCAUGAAUACAACGACAACUAAGACAAAGGAUUCCUCUCUCAGUCUUAAGGGUCAUCUGUGUUCUCACGUGUUUCUCUUGCACGUGUUCUGGUACAGCAUUCUCCAGCUGAGGUUCUUCUAUUUUGUGGGUACAUUGAAUCCCUGGUUAGAAAGGGUUAGCCAUUCAGAGGAGGAAGUGAGCAGUUACACAAACACCAGUAUGUAUUUCAUGUUGGGUGGUAUCAUCACAUCAUUCACGGCUGGCUCAUUCUUCGAGAUGCAGAAGCGGAUAUACAAAGACAGUAAAAGUUCCCGAAAACGAAACCUUGCUCCUGCGGUAAUACCUCUGAUCGCAGGCACGGCCUUAGGAGUGUUGCUUUCAGUCAUGCAAAUGAUAUCAGCCGAUGCAGCUAUCUAUGCAUCCUUCAUCUCUGUCACAGCUUUCCGAUCAUUUUUAUAUGCCAUAGGAAACGGAUAUCUUAGCGAAAUGUUUCCUAGUAAGUAUCUCAAUUCCUUGUCGGGUAUACUGAUGGUCCUGACUGGAAUCGCUAGCUUUUUCCAGUAUAUACUGUUUUACUGGACGGAGUCCUACACCGGCGCAUUCCUACACGUGGACAUAGUGUUGGUAUGUUUGGUGCUGACGUCCCUAGUACACCCAGUAUAUCUAUGGCUGCAGUGCCGGAAGCUUGAUUGA
This is a messenger RNA of Ylistrum balloti, 1623 nucleotides long. Its product is annotated as equilibrative nucleobase transporter 1-like. The transcript has 10 exons. Bases 1 to 1623 code for a protein of 540 amino acids. Lineage: Eukaryota; Metazoa; Mollusca; Bivalvia; Pectinida; Pectinidae. The record is from RefSeq and is a predicted model, not a curated record. Gene Ontology annotation, molecular function: transmembrane transporter activity. Gene Ontology annotation, biological process: transmembrane transport.